Molecule: messenger RNA, 1318 nt
Organism: Bradysia coprophila
Lineage: Eukaryota; Metazoa; Arthropoda; Insecta; Diptera; Sciaridae
Source: RefSeq, a predicted model, not a curated record
UACUGGAUGGUUCGCAAACACGACUGGACAUCAAUUAGCUAUAUUUACGAAGGCAUAAUUUCAGUUUUGAUGUAUGAGUGAGUGAUUCUCGGUGAGAGUGUUUCAUAUGCUUUCGGUUCGACCUUCUUUUCGAUUGAGACCUGUUCAUUUAAUCAGUGCAACUUAGCCUGUCGGUCUUUAAAAAUCAAAAUUCAAUAGACUGCAUAGACUGAAAUUCGUUGUGACGACUAAUCUUACGUGUACCUGUAAUUCUGUUUUUGAUUUCUAAAUUUUAUACAAUGAGUGUAGUAAAGCCAUCUUUAUGUAUAUUAAUUUUCGGGUUCGCUAUACCUGGUCUCAGCGCAUUCGUCGAAUGGAACAGCUUGAAAGCCACAUGGUGUCCACCGAACGUGGACAAUACCAAUUGCUUUCAGGAUAUACCUCGAACGGUUGAAAGCGCUCUAAAAAAUGGAUGGCGAAAAAUUGAAGGAUCCACAUGUCGUAACGGUGGAAAAUUCUUCGGUUACAGAAUGGUGAAAGGGAAUGAUUAUGCUGUGACGCCGCUGUAUGAUGAAAAGGGCAUAAUUGCUGGAGUUCAAGUGAAUGCACUAAAGUCUGAAUUGUUUGCAACAAAGAAUCCGUACAAAUUUGACGAAGUGCCGGAUUAUUUGGAUAACACUAUUGAAGGUCAUCCGAUUUACUCCACGACAGCAUAUUUUGUGAAUCCAACUCACAUUUGCACUAAUGGAAGGUCUUUGCACCAACUUGAGAUUGAAGGUACCGCAUCAAGAAUAUAUUUCCAGACGGGAUGGAAUCCAUCACAUUUACGAAUGGUCCCGCUUUACAGAGAUAUGGCUGCGAAAAAUUACACGAGCACAAAUUGCGUGCCUUCGAUGGGACAUCACAACUACUACAAUGUGCCAAAAAUGCAACUUUCCAACUGCACUACGAUAAUACCCUCAUUUCUGUUAUUCAACAACAACGGUGAACUACAUGGUUUCGGACAGACGACAGUUGGAAAACUUUCAUCGCACAGCUUCGAGCAUCCAAAUAAAGUUGCAGUUAGGGCGGGAUUAGAUCCUAUCACACCACAGUGCAUGUUGAAUAUGGCUGAAUCGCCCGAUUCACCGGGUUACUCGAACAUUCACUUCUUCUUGACUGACUCACCGAAGACUAUAAAAUGUACCCCGAUUGUUCAAACAAGGGCUCUACACGACUCAAUCACUAUCAAUCCAAAUGUUUUUAAAAAGCACUAAGCACUGGCUGCAGUGCAGAUGUUUCUCAUUUUUAUUUUGAGUUUUUUGACUAGUUUUUCGAUUAAUAAAUCAGCAAAAUUUAA